Molecule: messenger RNA, 2520 nt
Organism: Gymnodraco acuticeps
Lineage: Eukaryota; Metazoa; Chordata; Actinopteri; Perciformes; Bathydraconidae
Gene: cd9a
Product: CD9 molecule a
Exons: 8
Coding region: 827-1513 (228 amino acids)
Cellular component (GO): membrane
Source: RefSeq, a predicted model, not a curated record
UGUGCAAAAAAUCCACUAUACAUUGUAAAAAUCACCAGUGUCUGUAAAUAAUAGCAGUAAGAAGCCAGGAUGGUGACCAUGAAUUGAAAAUGCAUGUCCUUGAUUGAAUUUAAAUUAAUACAAAAAUCCUGCUCAAACAUCCCAACCCAAUGAAAGUGCAGACACUUCCCAUUUGUGUUGGACUGAGCAGGAAGUGAAUAUAUGAUACACUGGUCAUUAUGCAGCCACAUAUCACAUGACACAGAUAAUCUGGAAACAACAAGAGUGUCUAUGUGCAUCGUUGUGUCAGUGCAUCAAGUUUCAAGGGGUUAACAGACCUUGGUUUCAAUAAAACAGCUUCUGUGAGACAUAGGUAGUAGUCACAUUUUAGAGCAGUCUAGUAACUGUGCACACAGUUCAGAUAACAGAGCAGGUAAUAUGCUGCUGGGCAGGUAUUUAAAAACGUUUUUGGUUAACAUGCCUAGACAGAGCCCUAUGUCCUACUUCCUGCUAUAUGCAAAUGUAUGUACCAGCAUACUGUAACUUUCAGAAAUGCAGAAGUUAAAAACACAAGCUAUGUGUGUAUAAACAUGGGACAAAAGAGAGGAAGGAACACAGGCAGGAGUUCAUAUCACAUUAAACAAUGGAGGUCAGAUUUUUGAGUAACACGGCUCUCUUGCCAAUCCCUAACUGUAGAAGUCAUGUGAUUUUAUGAAGGCGUGGUAAUGAAAACGAUCUCUCCUUUCACCACGUUUUUUUUAAACUGACACCAUUAUGUUUGACUGCCUCCUGGGAAGCAGAUAGUUAAAAAUCACUCAGAGCUGUGAACUGUGUUGACUGGAUCAGCAUGGUUGUCGUUGGGGGAAUCAAGUGUGUGAAAUAUCUCAUGUUUGUCUUCAACUCUUUCUUCUGGCUUGCAGGCACUGCUGUCUUCACUAUAGGCCUGUGGCUGAGAUUAGACCCACAGACCAAAGGCCUGUUUGAAGAAACAGACUCUCCAAAUGUGUUUUACACGGGUGUAUAUAUCCUGAUAGCAGCUGGAGCUCUAAUGAUGGUGGUGGGUUUUCUGGGCUGCUGUGGGGCCAUCCAGGAGUCCCCCUGUAUGCUGGGAAUGUUCUUCUUCUUCCUACUUAUCAUAUUUGCCAUUGAAGUUGCGGCUGGUAUCUGGGUAUUUUCCAACCAAAGCAAGGUGGUAAACGACAUCACAUCAUCCUACAUGCAGACCUACAAGAAGUUCAAGAUGCCAAAUUCAGAUAAGAGACUCAGAGACACUCUGCGGAUGAUUCAAACUGGGCUGAACUGUUGCGGGCCAACUGGUACGGUAGAAGAGGCUGACAAAGACACCUGUCCCCAGGGAGAGCUACUUGAGGAGCUCAUUACUAAGAGCUGCCCUGAUGCCAUUGACGAGGUGUUUGACUCCAAGCUACACAUCAUUGGAGGAGCCGGCAUCACCAUUGGGGUUGUUAUGGUGUUUGGGAUGAUCUUUAGCAUGCUCCUGUGCUGCGCCAUCAGGAAGUCUCGGGAGGUGGUGUGAGUCCCACCAUCACAUCCUGGAGUCCUUUAUUAAUAUUGCAUGAUGCUAUUCCUAGAGUCACAUGACUCUCCACUGCCAUAAACACUGCUUGUUCAAGUGGGACAAUCUAAGAUAGGCUGUGUGCGGAUAUCUCUGAUUAUUAGAUAAUACAUCAGCUAUAACUGCGACUGACACUUAGGCCCACCCUUUCUGGACUAUAUAGAUGCAAUGUGGUUAUAAGGCCCAACUAUAGAAUGGGUGUCAUCUGUGCUUCAGUGGAAAUGUAUUGAAGACAUAAUUGUGUGGUCAUUUGACUGUAAUUAGUGUUUGUGAACUGCUAAUUAUCUAAACAAAAGAUCAUAUUAUUGUAUAUGGAUCACAUUUCUAUUGCCAUCACUUGACAGCCAGAAGAAUCAUGGAUCAGGGCCUCAGAAAAGGCCACCACCAUCCAGCAAUAGCCAAUGAAAUUCUACAGUCCUUUUUUUUUACAACACAGAUAUAAAACUAUGGUGACUAGUAGCCGAUUCAAUGCUAAGCUGGGAACUGCGGUCAGUGCGGUUCACCUAGCUCGGUAUUAGAGUAGCAUCUCGGUUUCUACAUUGUGACAUUUUAUUUGUACCCUUCCUAUUGUCUCUAUCCAUAACAUGCCCUUUCUAAAAACGCCUUUUCAUUUUUUGUCAAGUUUUGUAAAUGUCUUUUUUUAUUUGUAAAAGGUUUAUACACAUAGAUGGUUGUAUGGUACAUGUGUUUUAACUGUGAUGGUGUAUUUUAUAAUGUUCUUUCCAUGUUACAUAGACUGGACUUGAUUUAUACCAUAUGCACUAUGUUUCACAGAGACAAAAUGAAUGAGAGCCUAAUAAAAUUAAUUGUACUGACUCUGAAGGUGUUUUGCAAUGGCACGCAGUUACUCACACAGCGAACGUCAUGUUGCUGUAGUUUUACUUUAAGCCAUUUCUCAGAAGGUCACCGAGUUAAAUACAUUAACUACAAGAGCAAAUUCUUCACUAUUAAAAUAAGAUACUAUCAAA